Messenger RNA from Peromyscus eremicus (cactus mouse), 4078 nucleotides. It is a transcript of the gene Plekha5, whose product is annotated as pleckstrin homology domain containing A5. The coding region runs from base 238 to 3225 and encodes 995 amino acids. The transcript is spliced from 22 exons. The record is from RefSeq and is a predicted model, not a curated record. Gene Ontology annotation, cellular component: cytosol. Gene Ontology annotation, molecular function: phosphatidylinositol-5-phosphate binding; phosphatidylinositol-4-phosphate binding; phosphatidylinositol-3,5-bisphosphate binding. NCBI's taxonomy places the organism in Eukaryota, Metazoa, Chordata, Mammalia, Rodentia, Cricetidae.
AGCAGAGGAAGCAGGGUCUCACAGUGUGACCCUGGCUGGUCUGGAAUGCACAGUUGUAAAUCAAGCUGGCCUUGAAUUCACAGAGAUCCACCUGCUUCUGCUUCUUGAGUACUGAUAUUAAAGGUGUACGCCACCACACCUGGCUGAAGGCUGGUGUGAUUUUUGGUUUGCUUCCUGUGUUCUGAUUUGUUUUUUGUGAAGAGCUUGAGAAUCCUUACUCUGUCACUCUGUCUUUGAAUGCAGUACCUAGCAGAUGAGAAGGAAGAGGGGAUUCUGGGAAGCAUCCUGCUGCCUAGUUUUCAGAUAGCCAUGCUUACCUCUGAGGACCACAUCAAUCGCAAGUACGCUUUUAAGGCAGCCCAUCCAAACAUGCGGACCUAUUAUUUCUGCACCGAUACAGGAAAGGAAAUGGAGCUGUGGAUGAAGGCCAUGUUAGAUGCUGCCCUGGUGCAGACAGAGCCUGUGAAAAGAAUGGACAAGAUUGCAACGGAAGGAGCAUCAACUAAAGAAACCAAUAACAUUCCCAACCACAGAGUCCUCAUUAAGCCAGAGGUCCAGAACAAUCAGAAAAAUAAGGAAAUAAGCAAAAUGGAGGAAAAAAGGGCCUUAGAAGCUGAAAAAUAUGGAUUUCAGAAGGAUGGCCAAGAGAGACCUCUAACAAAAAUUAACAGUGUAAAGUUGAACUCUCUGCCAUCAGAAUAUGAAACUGGGCUAGCCUGCCCACCGCAGAAUGUGCACUACAGACCCAUCAAUGUGAAUAGUUCAGAUGGCAAAAUAGUGAAUGUCAGCUUGGCAGAUGUCCAGGGUGGGAGUCACCCAAAUGCAGGGACCCUGGCCACAGAGGCUGAUCGAGUCAUUCAGAGAACGAAUUCAAUGCAGCAGCUGGAACAGUGGAUUAAAAUCCAGAAAGGACGGGGUCUUGAAGAAGAGCCCAGAGGAGUAAUUUCUUACCAAACAUUGCCAAGAAAUAUGCCAAGCCACCGAGCCCAGAUUGUGGCCCGCUACCCUGAAGGUUACCGAACACUCCCAAGAAACAGCAAGACCAGACCUGAGAGUAUCUGCAGUGUGACCCCUUCUGGCCAUGAGAAGUCUGGGCCUGGAACAGAAGAGAAGCGGCGCUCCAUGAGGGACGACACCAUGUGGCAGCUGUAUGAGUGGCAGCAGCGUCAGUUUUACCAUAAGCAGAGCACCCUUCCUCGACACAGCUGCCUGAGCAGCCCGAAGGCCAUGGUCAAGGUUUCUGACCAGACAAUGCACUCCAUCCCCACGUCACCUUCCCAUGGGUCCAUAGCGGCUUACCCGGGAUUCUCCCCACAACGAACAUACAGGUCAGAAGUGACCUCACCCAUCCAGAGAGGAGAUGUCACGGUAGACCGCAGGCACCGGGCUCAUCACCCAAAGCAUGCCUAUGUACCUGACAGAAGGUCAAUGCCAGCUGGCUUAGCUUUACCGGCUGUUAGUCCUCAGAGCCUCCAAGGCAGAACGAAUGAAAUUCUUUCACAUCAUCUUCAAAGGAACACCAUAUAUUUGGAUCAUCAGCUGUCACAAGAUGAAUGUAGAGGCACAUUAUACAAAUACAGACCUGAAGAGGUAGAUAUUGAUGCCAAAUUGAGCAGAUUGUGUGAACAGGACAAAGUGGUCCGUGCUCUGGAGGAGAAGUUGCAGCAGCUGCACAAAGAGAAAUACACGCUCGAGCAAGCCUUGCUGUCAGCCAGCCAGGAAAUAGAGAUGAAUGCAGAUAACCCAGCCGCCAUCCAAACGGUGGUGCUGCAGAGGGACGACCUGCAAAACGGACUGCUGAGCACGUGUCGAGAGCUCUCCCGAGCCACUGCUGAGCUGGAACGAGCCUGGAGAGAAUAUGACAAGUUAGAAUAUGAUGUCACUGUCACCAGGAACCAGAUGCAGGAGCAGCUUGAUCGCCUUGGGGAAGUGCAGAGUGAAUCGGCAGGAAUUCAGCGGGCACAGAUUCAGAAAGAACUUUGGAGAAUUCAAGAUGUCAUGGAGGGGUUGAGCAAACACAAACAGCAAAGAGGUUCCUCAGAAACAGGUCUGGCAGGAUCAAAGCCUUUCUCAGCAGUUAAGUACAAAAGCGAGGAAGAGGAAGUAGUCCCACCUCGGCCUCCACUUCCUCGGUCUUAUGACUUUACAGAGCAGCCUCCCAUAAUCCCCCCUCUGCCCAGUGAUAGCAGCUCCUUGCUCUGUUAUAGCAGGGGCCCCGUGCAUCUGCCUGAAGAGAGGAAGACUCAUCAAGUUCAAGGAUAUCCAAGAAAUGGAUCUCACUGUGGUCCAGACUAUAGACUCUACAAGAGUGAGCCAGAGUUGACCACAGUGGCAGAAGUUGAUGAGUCUAAUGGAGAGGAAAAGUCAGAACCAGUUUCCGAGAUGGAAGCUCCAGUUGUUAAAGGUCCCCACUUUGCGGUUGGAGUUCCUCUGAGAACGAAGUCACCCACGCCGGAGUCCUCCACAAUAGCCUCCUAUGUGACCUUGAGGAAGACUAAGAAGGUGGAGCUAAGAACGGAAAGACCAAGAAGCGCAGUGGAACAGCUCUGUCUGGCUGAAAGUACUCGACCUAGGAUGACUGUGGAAGAGCAAAUGGAGAGAAUAAGGAGACACCAACAGGCCUGCCUAAGGGAGAAGAAGAAGGGACUCAAUGUUAUCAGUGCUGCUGACCAGUCACCCUUACAAAGUCCUUCCAGUGUGAGAGAGAGUCCUUUCAGGGUCACUCAGACUCUACGGAGGGAUGAUAACAUUAAGGAGCUAGACACUGUCCGCAGAGAAAAUGAUGUAAGGCCAGACCAUGAAACUCCAGCAGCAGAAACUGUUCUAUUAGAAGAAGCUGAACCCCAGAAUGUGGAUCUCGGCAGAAAGCUUAAAAGAACUGAAAGUAUUUUUUAUGAAAUGCUUUUCACACCUGAGCCAAAUGGGAUGAAUUCUGAGGAAGUGAUGGAUAGAGAAAAGCAUAAAGGUCAGGCACUGGAAGAUGUUCCAUGCAGCCCCCAAGAAGAGGCAGAGGCGACAAACCAUCGGGCAGAAAGCCGCCCUGAAGAAGUGCAGAGUCUUCAUGAAGAGGAGGAAACUUGCGCUUCUUCUGAGUCACCUCCUGAGGUUCCCAGAGAGAAUCAGACCCCAGUGAAAAGUCUGUCCCCGUCUCCUGAGUCCUCCGCAUCACCAGAUCCGCCUACUCCGCCAAAGCUCACAGAAGGAUCACAUUUCAUGUGUGUGUAGUCUCAGAACUGCACUGACGUCUCUUGAGAGCACACAGAGCUGAAGCUGUGGACCUCAGCCGUGUAAGAAGAUGUUGUACAGUAUACCUUAAAUCUAUGAAAUUCAUAGUUCUGAUGCUUCUGACCCAGAGCAUCGUUUUAUCACCUUUGGAAAAUGUUUAUUCCAAAAUAGCUUUAAUGGCCCAUAUGUGCACUCCCUAGUCUCAAGGUCACCAUCCUCCACCGGCUUGCUGCUAUGAGUUCAGAACACACCGGUCAAGGUGCUUUCUCCCGCGCUCCAUCCAGAGCUUGCUUAGUUGCAGUCCCCAGAUUUGGAUGCUUAUGUCUAGGUGAAUUUAUGUUCCUUUGGCUUUUCGGCAAAGCUGUACUUUCCUGUGAAGCUUGUUUUCUUCCUUCUUUUCCUCCCAUUUUGGCUACUGCAGUGCUUUGUUUGACACUUGAUUUGUAAAAAUUUUAUAUAAUAUAUUUAAAAUGUGCCAUUUUAUUACCGCUAAGUAAAGUCUGUCCUGUUUUCUGCUAUAAUGCUUCCUCGGUCAGAUUGCAACGUCAGCAGUUACUGCCAUACUCUGUCAGCUUCAACACAAAUGCUAUCGCGUAGCUUUUCUUUAAAAAGCAAAACAAUUACAAGUGUAGGUAUUCUGAAGUACUGGACAUUUACGUCAUUGGACUAGAUGUGUACAGCAAUAAGCAGGCUUUUAGAUCCAGUACUCAGUCUGUGUACAGAUGUAAUUAUGUUCAUUGUGUAGAUGUCACACAGUGAGCACAUGUAAUAAAGGCUGCUUACUAGAGAUUAAUGCAAAUGUUCAUAUCUCAUUUCUUUUUUAUCAUGUUAAAUAAAUGUUGAUGUUCUUAAA